Ipomoea nil (Japanese morning glory) is the source of this 1388-nucleotide messenger RNA. Its product is annotated as receptor protein kinase CLAVATA1-like. Gene Ontology annotation, molecular function: protein kinase activity; ATP binding. The coding region runs from base 98 to 1294 and encodes 398 amino acids. The transcript has 3 exons. Gene Ontology annotation, biological process: protein phosphorylation. Lineage: Eukaryota; Viridiplantae; Streptophyta; Magnoliopsida; Solanales; Convolvulaceae. The record is from RefSeq and is a predicted model, not a curated record.
AUUUAUCACACAACCGACUCAAUGGCUCAAUUCCACAAACUUUGACCAAUCUCACAUAUCUUUCGGUUCUUGAUCUGUCUAAUAACCAACUUUCUGGAUGAUACCUUGUUCAUGUCAAUUUGCAAGAUUUACUAGAGAAUCGUUUGCGAAUAAUUCUGGCCUUUCUCAAUGCCGUCAUCCUCAGGAUUGCCAAGAACCAAGUCCAAGUUUAAGUUCAAUUUCUAAGUCUAGCAGAUCAAAGAAAAAGCAUUACAUCAUUAUAGGUUGUGGUGUAAUUGCAGGGGUACUUAUUUGGUUAGUAACUCAGUUACUCGUGAUCAGACUAGCAGGGAAAGGGAGAAGGGAAAAUGAUGGAGAAGAAUGGAGUAUCAUUUCACUUCAAAGGUUGGAUUUCAAUAAAUGGGAAAUUUUGGGUGGUCUGAAGGAGGAAAAUUUGAUUGGAAAUGGAGGGUCAGGAAAAGUAUAUAGAGUGAUCACCAAGAAGGGUCAGAGUGUUGCUGUUAAAAGCAUAUUGCAUGAACAAAAGCAAGGGCAGGGAUUAAUGGAGAAACAGUUCCUAGCAGAGGUUAAGAUUCUUGGGGGAAUUUGGCACAACAACAUAGUGAAAUUGUUAUGCUGCAUCAGAGGAAACACUACAAAGCUUAUUGUGUAUGAAUACAUGGACAAACAAUGUGUUCACAAAUGGUUGCAUGGAAAGAAAAGAGGCUUAACUACUCAAGUCUUGCAGUGGGAGAGGAGGCUAAAAAUUGCCAUUGGAGCUUCACAAGGGCUUUGCUAUAUGCAUCACGGUUGCAAUCCACCCAUUCUUCAUAGGGAUAUCAAGUCCAGUAACAUACUCGUCGACUCUGACUUCAAUGUCAAGAUUGCAGACUUUGGACUGGCAAAGUUGAUGGCGAGUGAAGGAGAUCCAGAAACAGCAUCUGCUAUUGUGGGAACCUUUGGUUACAUUGCCCCGGAAUAUGGCAGUACAAGAAAAGUUGAUGCGAAGAGCGACAUCUACAGCUUUGGUGUAGUUCUCUUGGAAUUGACAACUGGAAGAGAAGCCGUGCCUGCAAAUGAGGAUAUGAACCUGGCACAAUGGGCACACAAACACCAAAGAGAAGGGAACUCAGCUGCAGAUGCCCUAGAUGAGGAGAUCAAGGACCCACGUUAUCUGGAGGCAAUGAUCGCUGUUUUCAAAUUAGGCCUUGCAUGCACUUUGAAUUCCCCAUCAAGCAGGCCGUCCAUGAAAGAUAUUUCACAGAUUCUUCAAAGAUACAGCGAAAACACUCAUCUGUCUUUAGAGAACCAAUAGACAAUAUAAUAUUUCCACUUUACUUUUGAAUGCAAAAUAUUUUGCAAUGGUUUGUUUAGUUUAAUUUCACUAUUGCACUCACAGUGCAGUUAUG